Messenger RNA from Clarias gariepinus (North African catfish), 2812 nucleotides. RefSeq names its product polymerase (RNA) III (DNA directed) polypeptide E (gene polr3e). Bases 233 to 2320 code for a protein of 695 amino acids. Gene Ontology annotation, cellular component: nucleus; RNA polymerase III complex. The transcript has 21 exons. Gene Ontology annotation, biological process: DNA-templated transcription. The record is from RefSeq and is a predicted model, not a curated record. NCBI's taxonomy places the organism in Eukaryota, Metazoa, Chordata, Actinopteri, Siluriformes, Clariidae.
CCACGUGUGUGUAGGAAGAGCCGGAUUGAGAAACAUGGUGGCUCUGUGUGUCACACUCUCAGCAGCUCACUUCACUCACACGGAGGGAGAAAGUUAACGCAGUGCGACAGAGAAGAGCCCGGAGUGUGUCUUAUAAACCUCAGGUCUGAAAAAGUUGCAUGCUGUACUCUGAUCGCUUGAGUAUUUCUGUACUGCAAGUUUUGAUCCGAAGUUUCCUCCUCAUCUCUCCAGAAUGGCCAGCGGAGAUGAGGAUGACCCCAUUAUACAAGAGUUGGACGUCUACCUUGCCAAAAGUCUUUCGGACAAGCUGUAUUUGUUCCAGUACCCCGUGCGUCCUGCUAAUAUGAACUAUGAUGACAUGACACAUUUAACAGCCAAAAUUAAACCCAAGCAGCAAAAGGUUGAAGUCGAGGUUGCGAUCGACACCAUGAGUCCGAACUAUUGCCGCAGCAAAGGGGAGCAGAUCGCGCUCAACGUGGACGGCACGUCACUGGAAGACUCCAGCACUUACUCCAUUAAAAUGAUGGACAAGCAAACAUUCUCAUCGAUUCAGGCAACAACGAAUACCAGUCGCUAUGCCGCUGCAGUGUUUCGUAAAGGCGAGCUUCACCUCACACCACUGCAGGGCAUUCUGCAAAUGAGGCCGAGCUUUUCAUAUCUAGAUAAAGCUGACAGUAAACACAAGGAAAGGGAGGCAGCUAAUGAAGCUGGAGACUCUUCUCAGGACGAGGCUGAGGACGACGUCAAGCAGAUCACUGUGAGGUUUUCCAGGCCGGAGUCUGAGCAGGCUCGUCAGCGGCGCAUCCAGUCAUACGAGUUCCUGCAAAAGAAACAGGCGGAAGAACCCUGGGUUCAUUUACACUACCAUGGAAUAAAGGAUGGACGCUCGGAGCAUGAACGGCAGUAUCUCUACUGCCAGGCAAUGGACACCACAGAGAACACGGAGUUAGUGAAAACUCCAGCUGAGUAUUUAUCCAUGCUUAUGCCUCCGCUGACAGAAGAAAAAGAGGUUAAGCCAGUAGGACCUAGUAAUGUGCUUUCCAUGGCACAGCUACGUACGUUGCCGCUUGGAGAUCAGGUGAAGACCUUGAUGAAGAAUGUCAAGGUCAUGCCGUUUGCCAAUCUGAUGGGGUUACUUGCGUCAGGCACAGACUCCACUGCAGUACUGCGCUGCAUACAGCAGGUGGCGAUGCUCGUCCAGGGCAACUGGGUUGUCAAGAGUGAUGUUCUGUAUCCUAAGUCGACCUGCAGUCCUCACAGCGGCGUGCCUGCAGAGGUGCUCUGUAGGGGCCGUGACUUUGUGAUGUGGAGAUUCACCAACGAGCGCUCACUGAUGAGAAAAGAGGUUGCUGCUGUCAUUAAGCUGCCUCCUGAGGAUGUCAAGGACUUUUUGGAGCAGAUGGCUAUUCCCCGAGCAAACAGAGGCUGGGAGUUCCUGUUGCCUACAGACCAUGAUUUUGUCAAGAAGCAUCCUGAUGUGGCUCAGAGACAGCACAUGCUCUGGCUCGGCAUCCAGAACAAAUUAGAAAAAGUUUUUAACUUCGCCAAGGAGGACUUCCUGCACAAAAAGGAUGCUCAAAUGGACUCGGUUCAUGUUAGCGGUGAGCAGCGUAUCAAGGUGGCUCGGGAGAAUGCCCGGGAGCGUCAUGCCUCGCUGCAGAAAGACUUAGACGCUCGAAGACUGAAGAUAUCUUCUGGCUCCGGUGGAGCUAAUACAAUGGUGCAAAUUAAACAAGAACCCAUGAGCGACUCUGAGGAGAAUAUGGACACAUCAAGCUCAGUUCCAAACGGUUCAGUCAACGGUUAUCCCUCAUCGGACUCCCCUAACACGGAUCUCCACGGCGACUACGGGGCAGCGCAGGCCUCUACCCUGGAGCUCCAGGACUUUCUCCGUAACACUUUCCGGAAACACUUUGUGCUGUGCCUCAGCGAGGUCAAGCGCCUGUUCAACCUGCACCUGGCCAGCCUCCCUACAGGACACGGCCGUUUUGGCCAGGUCACGGACCGCAUGCUCCAGGACACCAUCCUCCACACCCAUUGCAAACAGAUCCUAGUGCCUUUUCCUCCUCAGAGCAAUGCUAGCGCAGACGAGCAGAAAGUUUUUGUCUUAUGGGAGAAUGGUGAAACGUUUGAUAAGCACCGCCAAGUUCUGUUUGAGAUCUUUAUGAAGAACUAUCGCGUAAGGAGAAACGUUAUUCAGACGCGGCUUACGCAGGAGCUUGGUGACGAUGUCACUAAAGCUGAUGUGGACCGUCUGCUCAAGGAGUGCUGCGUCAGCCUGGGUGGAAUGUGGUACCUCAAGGGCACGGUGCAGUCGUGACAGUAGGGGGAGGCACCCUAGUGGUCCUGUAAAUCUAAAUAAUUAAAAUAAAUAAAUAAAAAACAAACAAACAAACCUCUCUCAUUCAGAGUUUUACUUUGUAUGAGGAAGAUGGCGCCGACACAUAAAUUAGUCACUGCCCCCCCCUUCCCCCCUGGCUGGAAGAGGCUGGCUUUGGAGGGACGAGAAAGGUCCCCCUGCUGCUCCAGGACAUCGCUUUUGUUUACCUUCACAGACAUAUAGCUGAGCGUAGCCAAACAUCAGAGCUUGUGGAAACUCGCAGGACAUCUCACCAUGUCAUACGAAAGGGCUCGGGGCUUGAGAUUCACCAGAUCUUAUGAAGUGUUUUGUUCAAUAAAUAACGGAAAAAAUAAUGGAAGUAACGAGAUAUAUGCAAAGCUUAGUUAGAAUGUUUGUUGUUUUUAUGAUUUAUCGUUUACACCUUUCUUGUCUUUCAUUUACAAAUUACAAAUAAAGACGACUGGAUGGUAA